GUGUGGUGCUUAUCUGUAUCGUGGCAGACUGCAGGCACAAUCAGACAACUUCAACACGCACCCACCUUCUGGGAUAAGAGUUUUUUCUGCCAAACUAUUUCUUGCAACUGCUUCUUGCAAAAUGGAUUACAGCUGAACUCACUCAAGGCAUCAGAACACAUCACAGCAAGCUGUGGUAACAUGGUCCUCUAUCUGAGCUCAUCAUGUGAAGUGCUGGCAAAAUUCUGCCAACAUUUACACUUGAUAUAUGGGAUAUGUAAAAACACAGCAGAUGCUGUCAAUAUGAGUGAGAAUAUCCAGGAAUUAAGGAUUGAGCAAUUAAUAAAUGAACAUGAACAGGAGAUGGCAGCACUAACUGCUAAAGCUAAGAUAGCACGAAGCUAUGCAAAUAGUAUCCAAAGCCAGAUGUAGAAGGUUCAAGAACAAACAAGAAAGUAAAACACGGUGCACAUGCAUCAAGUCAGUCACCUGGGAUCUGUAGUUUCUCAGCUGCGUUCUGAAUUACAAGAAUCUAGGAGGUUGUAUGAAGACAAGGUGGAGGAUCUUAAGAAGCAGUUGCACCUAGCUCAUUCUGAGGUAGCAAAAGUUCAGAAUGAACGGGAUUGAUACAAACAAGAAUGUGGAAAUCUGAAUGACCGGAUUCAUCAAUUGUUGACUGAACUUCAUGGAAAAGAGGUAGAACUAAGUCUAGAAAAGGAGCAGAACAAGAGAUUUUGUGAUCGGAACACUGACAACAGCAUGACCACUGAUAAUCUAAGGACAGAACUAGACAAGAAGAACAUGGAGUCACAGCUCAUGAAAAACAUGGUGAAGGAAAUGAGGAUUGAACAUCAGGGACAAAUGGAGCGACAGAGGGCUGCAGUUAAGGAAAAAUUUGAAACCAUUGUAAGAAUCUCCUCCUUGACUUUCCAACUAGAGUCAACCAAGGAAAGACUUGGUAAAGUUCAAGAAGAUCUUAGAGCCAAACAGAUAGAUUUGGAGACUGCUGAGAGAACAGUGUCAAAUCUUAUGGCAUGUCUGAAGGAGAAAGAAACAUCUCUUGAGGAUACCAAUAAGGAAAUCAAGAAGCUGCAUUCACAUGUUGGCAGUAAUAUGCAGGAGCUUGAGCAUCUAAAGAACAAAGAGGUCCAUUUACAUGAUGUGCAGUCAGAGUGUGAAACGCUGAAGCUGCAGGUAAUAGAGAAGGAAAGGAUUAUUGAGAUCUUGCAAAAGCAAAUUGUUAUCAUGAUCCAAGUUGUAGACCAGCAGUAUCAAACUGCUGGAGUGAUGGAAGUUGAGAAGUUGCAGCUUUUAAAAGAAACGGGAAGGAACCGGAAACUUCAAGUGCAAGAACAUAAGAUUGCAAAGGAGGAGGAAGAAGUUAGAAUACACAAGUCAGAGGCCGCGCUGAGCCAGCUGGAAUUGGAAAAGGUUAAGCUGGUAAACACGUGCACUGAGAGACUCCAUGCAAUUAAUGAUAUGAAACUGGAAAAAGACCAACUAAUGAGCAAACUGAUGAGCAUUCGGAUUGAGCUAGCUGGCCUUGCAGCAAAAAUGCUUUCCAAGCUAAGCGUUUUGAAGGAGGAACCACUGCAGGACUUAAAGAGGACUCCUCAAGAAUUAACAAGCUCAGAUGAUAACAUCUCCUCUGUAGAUCUUGGCAAGAAUGACAGCGAUGGUGGGAAAACAUCACCUUUAGCAACCAUAAGGAACACUGUGGAUCCUUUAUGCUUACCAACUGCAGAUCAUCAAUCCCAAGGCACGACCUGGCCCUUCACGUCUCCUGCUUCUCAGUCUGUGGAAACUAGUGAGGACACAUCUAAGAAGCUACAGAACAAGAUGGAAAGCCUGCAAAACCAGGUGGAAACGUUACAGAGAAAAAGCCAAGCUAUGUCAUCAAUGAUCAGAACUCAGGAAAUGAAGAUAGAGAAAGCAAAGGAAAAGGAGAAGUUGUCAAAAUGAAGACUUAUGUGCAUUAAUGAUUAUUUUCACUUCAGUAAGUUCCAAUUCACGUGGAUGUCCCAGAGCUACCGAGUAUUACCAGUUCAAGCAGGAAACCUGGAUGUGGCUCCUGUUAACGCUGAGAUAUCAAAAUGUUUUGAAGCACAUGCCUACAACUGCAAGACUGAACAGAUUUCAUCCUAUACCAUAAUUCCUUCAAGCAAAACGGACUCAUCAAAUGGUAUUUUUGUUGUAAUUUUCAUUACAUGUUAUCAUCCUUGGUUUGUAGUACAAAAUCUGCCCUGGGCUUAAGUUUGUAAGCAUAGCACUCAUAUUUUGACUCAGAGCAGUGUAUGUUCCUGGAUUGUUUGGGACUUUUUAUCCUUCCUCCAUCCGUGUCCCUCUUAUAAAAACUGAAAUAGGUGAGGUUUAGGUGAGAAAAAAUGCAUUAUGAAACUACACUGACUUUUUAAUAGUCUGCUGUAACUUAGUUUGCUAGAAUUUGCUAAAAGUUUGCUAAAAUAGCUGGGGAUAUUACUUCAACUUGCUCUCUAAAAUAUUCUGCAGUUGAAUCACCAAAACACACAUCCUUCCCUUGGUAUGUGUUUACAAAUGGUUUUUGAAGGCUGCUCCUAGUAUAAGAUUUAGUAAUAAACAGGAAAGGAUAUUUAGCACAUCUGGCAUAUGUGAAUUUAUUUUAACACUUUUUAUCAAGUAGCAUUUAAGGACUGUGCAGCAGUGGGUAAAUGACCUAAUGCACUUAAUUAACAGAAUGGGUGACACUAAAAAUAGUUUGAAGGUAUUAAGAUCGUUAAAAUAUCAGAUCAAUUCUUCAAAGCUUUGCUAGUAUUUGACAAUAACUCAGGAAACAAGAUAGCUCUAUAAAAGGUGAGCAAGAACUUUGUACUCAUCCUAAAUUGAGUACUUUUCCAGAAUUUGCCUUUUUUUUUUUUUUUUUUUUGUCGGCAGACUGGUCAUGAAUAGCAGAUUAAAAGUGCUUCCCUUUCAGAGUUGAGCAAGGCUGUCUGAGAAGUCGGUUGUGGAAGCUGCUGGCUUGUUACCAGGGGAGGUCUUGCUAUGAGUGCUAUAGACAAGUACUACCAAAACACACUGGCAGGAUGUCCUUUGAAGCCCAAACACAGAAGGGGGGGCUGAGCAGCUGUACCUGGGUGAGCAGGAGGUGGCAGUGAGGCAGGUUCUCUAGCCUUAGCAUUUUUCCUCAGCCUGCUUUUUCAGAAGUUGUAAUUGCCUUAGAUUUAUGGCAACGUGGAAUUCCGUGCUUGAAUUCAAGGGGUUUACAGUAAGUACGGUAAUUUUGUCCAAACCAUGACUAUUAUCUGUGGCUCCGCGAAAGCUGUUCAUUAGCACACACCCAUCCAGAUACAAGCUUAGUUUUGUUGGCUUUAAAGCUAUGGAACUACAUCCAGAGGAGAUCAAACCUCUGAGUAUUAGUUUGAGGCGUUAUUGUGUGGGGAAAGAGAUUAGUGAGUUGUUCUGAAGUUUUUUUUCAGUCACUGUCAACUGUAUUUUGAUUUAAUUCAAGUAAUUUUCUGGAUUUCUCAAUCACUUUUUUCCACUUAUUUACUUUUUUUUUUCAACAGUGUUGCAAGCUUUAGUCAGAAUGUUAAU
This is a messenger RNA of Anas platyrhynchos (mallard), 3549 nucleotides long. NCBI's taxonomy places the organism in Eukaryota, Metazoa, Chordata, Aves, Anseriformes, Anatidae. The record is from RefSeq and is a predicted model, not a curated record.